Molecule: messenger RNA, 951 nt
Organism: Medicago truncatula (barrel medic)
Lineage: Eukaryota; Viridiplantae; Streptophyta; Magnoliopsida; Fabales; Fabaceae
Product: OVARIAN TUMOR DOMAIN-containing deubiquitinating enzyme 4
Exons: 6
Coding region: 1-951 (316 amino acids)
Biological process (GO): endoplasmic reticulum unfolded protein response; ERAD pathway; protein deubiquitination
Cellular component (GO): cytosol; nucleus
Molecular function (GO): cysteine-type deubiquitinase activity
Source: RefSeq, a predicted model, not a curated record
AUGAAUGUUCGAUUUCCUGUUGAUCAAUCUUCAAUAAAUGCUGCUGGCCUGAAAUGCCGUACUCAGCUGCCGAUGAGCAAUAAGAUCCGCGGUCUUCAGGCCCCACGAAUAUCUGAUAGGAAAUUAGAUAUGGGCCUUAGAAAACCAUCUUGCUCAACGAUUAUGGGCCGAACAACCAGAGGAGGUUACUUUGGAUCAUGCUUCUCCAAGCAAAGCGGAAAUAAUCAAGUAGUUAGUUCCAUAGUAUCUCGGAAGAGGCACAAUAAAAUUUUAUUGUCAACCCAAAUUAUGUGUUUGAGGCUGAUGGCACAUAAAAAGAAAAUGCUUUUAAAAAUUAAAAGUAACGUGGGACAGAUAACUUCGCCACAAGAUUGUGCCUCUGAUGAGAAGAAUGGAAAUGACCGCGACAAGAAUGCUAAAGCCUCAUGCGGGAAUGAAGUUUACAAAGAAUAUUCCGUAAUUGGAAUACCUGGGGAUGGAAGAUGUAUGUUCCGCUCAAUUGCUCAUGGCGCCCGUUUGAGGUCAGGAAAACCACCUCCUAGUGAAAGUAUUCAGAGAGAGCUAGCUGAUGAUUUACGGGACAAGGUUGCUGAUGAGUAUGUCAAAAGAAAGGAACAGAUGAAACAAUGGUUUAUUGAAGGUGAUUUUGAAUCAAAUAUUUCACAAAUAAGGAAGCCUCAUGUGUGGGGAGAUGAACCCGAAUUGUUCAUCGCUUCACAUGUUUUGCAGAUGCCCAUCGCUGUAUACGUGUAUGAUCCGAAGGCUGGUGGCUUGAUAUCAAAAUCCGAGUAUGGCCAAGAAUACGGCAAGGAAAAUCCAAUAAGAGUUCUCUAUAAUGGGUUUACUCAUUAUGAUGCAUUAGAGUUUCCUAUAAGUAGAAGGAAGGGUUCUAAGUCAAGACUCUGGCAUUUCACAUUUCAAAUGUUGAAGAGAUUAAAAGCAUUUAUCUAA